Molecule: messenger RNA, 861 nt
Organism: Echinostoma caproni
Lineage: Eukaryota; Metazoa; Platyhelminthes; Trematoda; Plagiorchiida; Echinostomatidae
Source: the annotation of a GenBank genome assembly
AUGACCAGGCAAGUAUUCAAUUCUGAACAAAAUUCCUCGCUUCAUUUUCUUACACACGAUAUUUUUCUACCCAUUCAGCUCAGUGCCCAAGCCCUCAAAUCGUACUAUGGGUCUAUGCCUAAUUUGAUAGCCGAUUGGACCAACGAACAGGAUAGCUACGAUCCCAGAUCCGGCCCAAUAAUACAAGGUAACAUGGAGGAUGACGUCCAGUUGUGUUUGAACCAAGAGACCAAAAGAGAUCGCAUUUCGAAUCAGCUUAAAGCAACUCACCGAACUAAGUCCUAUAAUCUUGUCCCUACACCGGAGAAUACGGCCCCUAUGCAUCCACGAGAAGCAUUGGUUUGGAAACCGGAACAUGAACCGGUUCCCACUUUCGGAGAUUCCCCCGGUGGCUAUCCGAAUCGCGUUCUCUACGGCAGCCCAGAAAGUGAAUCAUUCAUCUCGGAACAGACAGAACAUGAAGAGUUGCCGCUCACAUUCACUCAGGCAGCGGAUGCGUUGAAUAAUUUACGACUUGACUGUCCUAAUCCGGCACCUGUACGUCGACGUGAGACUGGAGCAAGAAGUGCAGAAUCUAUCUAUGAGGGCGAUGACACCUUGAUUGAAGAUAAUGAUCCAAAUACGAACUUCGAGAAAUUUUUCGAAGAUAAAAUUCAUGAACAAAAUCUUCUGUUGAAAUUAAUGCGAAUGGAACAGAGGAACUGGGAGGGACGUAUUGUGAACGCUCUACAAUAUCGAAAUGAGGCAAGUCUAGAAAAUACCUUGUUAAAAACAGUAGUGAAAAUGGAAGCAUGGGCUUUUACUGGUGCCUCUACCGAAAAGAAUCAGUUUUACGACCCUUAUUCUGGAAUCACAUCCUAG